AAUUAGAUUAGAGAAUGUGAUUGACAAUAAACAAUUUGAAUUGUUUCAAAUUUUAUUUUGUGCGUGGUUUUUAUGAACUGUUUGCUGAAAUAACAAUGAAUAUUAUGUGUAUCAUAUAAAGUAAAUUAUGAAAUAAUAAACAUAACAUUUUUUAUGGGUUCAGCAUCAUAAACACCAGUGUACGUAACGGACAUAUAGGUCCAUACCUUGGACUCAUACGAAGUUGGGUUAUAAUCGGCAGGUUCAUAUAAAUUGUUGAUAGUUUUUUUUUCACGAGUUACAACGGUCACAUCCGUAAUGGAGUCUACGGUAUCUGUUUCAAAGGGUGUGUUUCUAUUUCCUAAUGGUUUUAAAAAAGUUAAAAGUAGCAAAAAGAAGCCAGAAUCUGUAUUUUUCGAGAAACUAUUUGAAGAGGAGUCCUGGUAUGUUGUAUACAAAAGGAAUUGGGAUUUAAUUGAAAAUGUGCUGCAAGACCUCCAUCACAGAACUUACAGUGUGUUGUUAAAUGAUAUAGUGAAUUAUAUAAAGGAAUUCUCUGGGAGAAAUGAAUUUUCUUUGGAUGGUAUUAUUCCGAGUGCUACCCUUUUAACUGGUGUCAACCAGCCAGACCAUGCAUCACAAUUCACAGCUUUACUUAAUAUUAUCAGGGAAGAAAUCACACCUCAUGUUGCUAUCAUAAAUGCCCAAGACGCGCCUUCUGUUAAACAUUUAGUAGAAAAUGCUGUUCGGCAGCUGAUUUGUGAGCAAUCCCAAAUUGACUCAUCAGAUUGUGACGAUUUCAAUGUAAAAAGUAAAACCAAAUUAAAAAGGGGUCAGUAUACUAUGAGGGCUUUAAAAAAUUGGUAUUGCUCAAAAUAUGUUAAUGUGUCACCAAAGAAGAAUAAACACAGAGUACCACCAAACACUUUAGUAAUAGUUAUGCCUGAUUUUGAGAGCUUUAAUUGCAAUGUAUUACAAGAUUUUAUAAUGAUUGUAAGUUCCUAUACAUCAUGUUUACCCAUAGUUAUUGUAUUUGGCGUGGCAACAUCAGUGUCUGCAUUACACAAAUCCUUUCCUUACCACAUCUCAUCAAAACUAUUAAUUAAAGUAUUUCAUUCACAUUCUUCGCCAGUUUAUAUGAAUCAGGUGCUGGAUGAAAUAUUUUUGACUCACACAAGCCCCUUUCACUUAUCUGGAAAAGCGUUCGAACUAUUAACAGAUGUGUUUCUUUUUUAUGAUUUUUCUGUUACUGGUCUCAUACAGAGUAUAAAGUAUUGUAUGAUGGAUCAUUAUUAUGGAGAUAAUAUGAAGUCACUAUGCUGCCAGCCAGACAUGUUAGAGGAAACGAUUUUAAAUCUCAGCAAGGAAGAUCUCGAGAGCAUACGACAGUUAAUGUCUUUUAGGCCGUUUUUGGAGCAGCAAGAUUGUAGAGCAAAAAUAAGUUUGUUUGAAGAUGAUAAUUACUUCAGAGAUGUGUUGUACAAACAAAUGAAUAGGCUUUAUGAUUACUUAUACAGUUUCUACUUGUGUGUUAGAUUGUUACACGCAUUUGUGCAAGAUAUUCCUAAAAAUUUACUCGGAAAGACGGUACGUGAAAUCUACACAAAGUGUGCUGUUCAAGAUAUAGUGGAGACAACAGCGUUUAAAGAAUGCAUGCAGUUACUGAAUUUUCAAUCGCAAAUGAAACUUGUGGAAACUAUAAAAAAUGGCUUAAAAGUUGUGAAUACUUCACUGCAAAAUGUUUCACCAGUAAAACCAUUGCAAGUUACGCCAAAGAAAAACAACAUGGAAGAUGUGAUUGUAAACAACCAUUUAGGAGAAGGUUUCGUGAAAAAUGUUAGAGUACAUUUGCUUAUGUUUCUGAGGCAAAUUGAGAAAGCCAAUACUGAAGCAACUAUUAUUACAAACUCUAUGGAAACCGAUGAUGAUGUAGAAAAUGUUCCUGGCAAUAGAUAUAAACUUAAAGAGAAACUGCUAAAAGCAACGCGUGUUGACAGAGUACAGUCUGAAUUUGAAAUGGUUCGAUUAAGGUUCGUAAGUUACUUAGAAGAGGUUUUCGCGAAAGGAUUGCAACCGCCGCACACGCAGACUUUCUACGAGAUAUUGUUCUUUAAUGACGUGUCGAAUGUCAAGAAACAGAUCGUCGGGUCCCCCCGCGGAGCGUUGCACACAGCGUUGAGCAACCCUGCACAUUAUUUACAGUGUACGUGCUGUCAGCUGGCGUCGUCGGAGAGCGUGGUGGGUUCGUUGCCGGACUUGUGCCUCGCGUACAAACUGCACCGCGAGUGUGGCAAGCACAUCAACCUGUACGACUGGCUGCAAGCCUUCGCCGCCGUGCUCCGACCCGACGACGAUGAAGACAGGCACCAACACCCCGUGGUCCAGUCGCGUUUUACGCGGGCAGUGGCAGAGCUACAGUUUCUCGGCUUUAUAAAAUCAUCCAAACGGAAGACAGAUCACGUGAUGCGUUUAACGUGGUGAUUGUUGUAUGCCUUUAAUUUAUUAAUUUAUUGCAUUUUAUUAAACAUUUUGUUACAUUGGAA
Manduca sexta (tobacco hornworm) is the source of this 2522-nucleotide messenger RNA. RefSeq names its product origin recognition complex subunit 3 (gene Orc3). Gene Ontology annotation, biological process: DNA replication; DNA replication initiation. The transcript has 12 exons. Gene Ontology annotation, molecular function: DNA replication origin binding. Bases 298 to 2460 code for a protein of 720 amino acids. The record is from RefSeq and is a predicted model, not a curated record. NCBI's taxonomy places the organism in Eukaryota, Metazoa, Arthropoda, Insecta, Lepidoptera, Sphingidae. Gene Ontology annotation, cellular component: nuclear origin of replication recognition complex; nuclear pre-replicative complex; DNA replication preinitiation complex.